CGCAGUGACAGUGCUGGGGGAGUCUGAAGAUGGCGGCGUCGCGUCGCUCUCAGCAUCAUCACCACCAUCAUCAACAACAGCUCCAGCCCGCCCCAGGGGCUUCGGCGCCGCCGCCGCCACCUCCCCCCCCACUCAGCCCCGGCCUGGCCCCGGGGACCACGCCAGCCUCCCCUACGGUGGGUGGCCUGGCCCCCUUCGCCUCCCCGCGGCACGGCCUAGCGCUGCCGGAGGGGGAUGGCAGUCGGGAUCCGCCCGACAGGCCCCGAUCCCCGGACCCGGUUGACAGUACCAGCUGUUGCAGUACCACGAGCACAGUCUGUACCGUCACCGCCGCUCCCGUGGUCCCGGCUCUUCCUGCCUCAUCUGCCGUCGGGGUCGCUCCCAGCCCAGCCGGCGGUGGCAGUAACAAUUCACCGUCGUCCUCUUCUUCCCCGACUUCUUCCUCAUCUUCCUCUCCAUCCUCCCCCGGAUCGAGCUUGUCGGAGAGCCCCGAGGCGGCCGGAGUUAGCACCACAGCAACAUUGGGACCUGGGGCAGCAGGACCUGGGCCAGGGGUCCCAGCAGUGAGCGGGGCCCUCCGGGAACUGUUGGAGGCCUGUCGCAAUGGGGACGUGUCCCGGGUAAAGAGGCUGGUGGACGCGGCAAACGUGAAUGCUAAGGACAUGGCCGGCCGGAAGUCUUCUCCCCUGCACUUCGCUGCAGGUUUUGGAAGGAAGGAUGUCGUAGAACACUUACUGCAGAUGGGUGCUAAUGUCCAUGCUCGUGAUGAUGGCGGUCUCAUCCCGCUUCAUAAUGCCUGUUCUUUUGGCCAUGCUGAGGUUGUGAGUCUGUUACUGUGCCAAGGAGCUGAUCCAAAUGCCAGGGAUAACUGGAACUAUACCCCUCUGCAUGAAGCUGCUAUUAAAGGAAAGAUCGAUGUAUGUAUUGUGCUGCUGCAGCACGGAGCUGAUCCAAACAUUCGGAACACUGAUGGGAAAUCAGCCCUGGACCUGGCGGAUCCUUCAGCAAAAGCUGUCCUUACAGGUGAAUACAAGAAAGACGAACUCCUAGAAGCUGCUAGGAGUGGUAAUGAAGAAAAACUAAUGGCUUUACUGACUCCUCUAAAUGUGAAUUGCCAUGCAAGUGAUGGGCGAAAGUCAACUCCUUUACAUCUAGCAGCGGGCUACAACCGAGUUCGGAUCGUUCAGCUUCUUCUCCAGCAUGGUGCUGACGUGCAUGCAAAAGACAAAGGUGGACUUGUUCCUCUCCAUAAUGCAUGUUCAUAUGGACAUUACGAAGUCACAGAACUGCUACUAAAGCAUGGAGCUUGUGUUAAUGCUAUGGAUCUCUGGCAGUUUACCCCACUCCAUGAGGCUGCUUCCAAGAAUCGUGUAGAGGUCUGCUCUUUGUUACUUAGUCAUGGUGCCGAUCCCACUUUAGUCAACUGCCAUGGCAAAAGUGCUGUGGAUAUGGCUCCAACGCCUGAGCUCCGGGAAAGAUUGACUUAUGAAUUUAAAGGUCAUUCUUUACUACAAGCAGCCAGAGAAGCAGACCUAGCGAAAGUUAAAAAAACACUUGCUUUGGAAAUCAUUAAUUUCAAACAACCACAGUCUCAUGAAACUGCACUGCACUGUGCUGUGGCCUCCCUGCAUCCCAAACGCAAACAAGUGACAGAAUUGUUACUUAGAAAAGGAGCAAAUGUUAAUGAAAAAAAUAAAGAUUUCAUGACGCCCCUGCACGUUGCAGCAGAAAGGGCCCACAAUGAUGUCAUGGAAGUUCUACAUAAACAUGGAGCAAAGAUGAAUGCACUGGACACCCUUGGUCAGACUGCUUUGCAUAGAGCUGCCCUUGCCGGUCACCUGCAGACCUGCCGCCUGCUACUGAGUUACGGCUCUGAUCCCUCCAUCAUCUCUUUACAAGGCUUUACAGCAGCACAGAUGGGGAACGAAGCAGUGCAGCAGAUUCUGAGUGAAAGUACACCUAUACGCACUUCUGAUGUCGACUAUCGGCUCUUAGAAGCAUCUAAAGCUGGAGACUUGGAAACUGUGAAGCAACUUUGCAGCCCUCAGAAUGUGAAUUGCAGAGAUUUAGAGGGCCGGCAUUCUACACCCCUACACUUUGCGGCAGGCUAUAACCGUGUGUCUGUCGUGGAGUACCUCCUACACCAUGGUGCCGAUGUCCAUGCCAAAGACAAAGGUGGCUUGGUGCCUCUUCAUAAUGCUUGUUCAUAUGGACACUAUGAAGUAGCUGAGCUCUUGGUAAGGCAUGGGGCUUCUGUCAAUGUGGCAGACUUAUGGAAAUUUACCCCUCUACAUGAAGCAGCAGCUAAAGGAAAAUAUGAAAUCUGCAAGCUCCUUUUAAAACAUGGAGCAGAUCCGACUAAAAAGAACAGAGAUGGAAAUACACCUUUAGAUUUGGUAAAAGAAGGAGACACAGAUAUUCAGGACUUACUGAGAGGAGAUGCUGCUUUGUUGGAUGCUGCCAAGAAGGGCUGCCUGGCAAGAGUGCAGAAGCUCUGUACCCCAGAGAAUAUCAACUGCCGAGACACCCAAGGCAGAAACUCAACCCCUCUGCACUUGGCAGCAGGCUACAAUAACCUGGAAGUAGCUGAAUAUCUUCUAGAGCAUGGAGCAGAUGUUAAUGCCCAAGACAAAGGUGGUUUAAUUCCUCUUCACAAUGCAGCAUCCUAUGGGCAUGUGGACAUCGCAGCGUUACUGAUAAAAUACAACACAUGUGUAAAUGCAACAGACAAGUGGGCAUUCACUCCUCUUCACGAAGCAGCCCAAAAAGGCAGGACACAGCUUUGUGCCCUACUCCUGGCACAUGGUGCAGAUCCAACUAUGAAGAACCAAGAAGGCCAGACACCUUUAGAUCUGGCAACGGCUGACGAUAUCAGAGCUUUGCUGAUAGACGCCAUGCCCCCAGAGGCCUUACCUACCUGUUUUAAACCUCAGGCUACUGUAGUGAGUGCCUCUCUGAUCUCACCAGCAUCCACCCCCUCCUGCCUGUCUGCUGCUAGCAGCAUAGACAACCUCGCCGGCCCCUUAGCAGAAUUGGCAGUAGGAGGAGCGUCUAAUGCUGGGGAUGGCGCAGCAGGCACAGAAAGGAAGGAAGGAGAAGUUGCUGGUCUUGACAUGAAUAUUAGCCAAUUCCUGAAAAGCCUUGGUCUUGAACACCUUCGGGACAUCUUUGAAACAGAACAGAUUACACUAGAUGUGUUGGCUGAUAUGGGUCAUGAAGAGUUGAAAGAAAUAGGCAUCAAUGCAUACGGACACCGCCAUAAAUUAAUCAAGGGAGUAGAAAGACUCUUAGGUGGACAACAAGGCACCAAUCCUUAUUUGACUUUUCACUGUGUUAAUCAGGGAACUAUUUUGCUGGAUCUUGCUCCAGAAGAUAAAGAGUAUCAGUCAGUAGAAGAAGAGAUGCAAAGUACAAUUCGCGAACACAGAGAUGGUGGUAAUGCUGGUGGCAUCUUCAACAGAUACAAUGUCAUUCGAAUUCAAAAAGUUGUCAACAAGAAGUUGAGAGAGCGAUUCUGUCACAGACAGAAGGAAGUGUCUGAGGAGAAUCACAACCACCAUAACGAGCGCAUGUUAUUUCACGGUUCUCCUUUCAUUAAUGCCAUUAUUCAUAAAGGGUUUGAUGAGCGACAUGCAUAUAUAGGAGGAAUGUUUGGUGCCGGGAUUUAUUUUGCUGAAAACUCUUCUAAAAGCAACCAGUACGUUUACGGAAUUGGGGGAGGAACAGGCUGCCCUGCGCACAAAGACCGGUCGUGUUACAUAUGUCACAGACAAAUGCUUUUCUGUAGAGUGACCCUUGGCAAGUCCUUUCUGCAGUUCAGCACCAUGAAAAUGGCUCACGCCCCCCCAGGCCAUCACUCCGUCAUUGGGAGGCCGAGUGUGAAUGGGCUGGCCUAUGCUGAAUAUGUCAUCUACAGAGGAGAGCAGGCAUACCCAGAGUAUCUCAUCACCUACCAGAUCAUGAAGCCGGAAGCUCCUUCACAGACCACGGCAGCUGCAGAGCAGAAGACCUAGUGAAUGCCCACUGGUAAAGGCCAGAUUGGAUUUAAACCUGGGCCUGGAUGACAGUGGAUUGUUUUCAACAAAAUCAAUAUUCUAUAAAUCCGUGACAGCCUAGAAAUAAGCUGUUUGUCUUUUAUAAAGCAUUGCGAUAGUGAUGAAUAUAGUAUGAGUAGCUGAUACAUACUCAACUGCUACUGUUCCCUUUGAGGAAAUGUUUACAGGGGCGGCCUUUUAACAUAUCUCAGGCUCAUUUUCAUUGUAGUUAUCCAUUGCUAAGACAGGACUGCUUCAAUCUAGACUUGGAAAAAAAGAAAACAUAACCAGUACUUUCCCAAAUGUUCACAAUUCACACACUACAUUUGCUUUGCUAUAUAUGGCACGUGUAUAUAGUAAAUAUACACAUAUGACAGGUUCAUUUUUCGUUUUUUCUGAACACUCAUCAUUCACUUUUUGUUGCUAUCGUUGUUGUUGUUACUUUGAAAAUGAGCCGAGCCUUCUUGAGGCUAUUUUGCACAAAGUCACACUGACUAAAAUCACUAGUGAUGUAACCCAAGCUUCUGGCUGAGCAAGGCUUAGUUUCCACUUUUUUUUUUUUUUCCACUGAUUUAUUUUGUAUCUGUACUUCUUAUCAACGUAAACUGAGAUGGAAAGGAAAAACACCACGUUUCAGUUUCCUUUUGUUGAUUGGCCAGUCUUACAAGGGAAAGGCACAAACAUCAACCUGAUUUAGGAGCUCCCAAGUUCAGAGCAGUCGAAGCCAAUGAGAGCCACUCGCACUUUCCAACUCAGGCCUGCCUCCGACGUGUUCAGGACGGUGCUGGAGGGCCAGGAAGAGCCCAGCCAGCGAGAGGCUUGAGUGAUGCUGUUGUGACGUUCAGAGGGGAGACCGCCAGGGAGGCCUGUGAAUCCAGGAGAAGCAGCAUUACGACACAUGAGGGGCCUGUGGUGCGAUAAUAGGACCGCAGAAAAGGACAACGAGGGCUCCUCACAGAAAACACGACUUCUCUCCACUUAACCCGCACCACCAGAAUUGUCGCCCCCAAAAUUAGCUGCCUUAUUUCCAAAUUCAGUGGAAUUAUUGUACUGCAUUAGAGUCUCAAAACAAUUACCUUAUUGUUUCUCUAGUUUAGAAAGCUGGGAUUCAAAUCCUGUGUAGUCACUAGAUAGGCACAGAUGCAAGAACUUUUUUGUUUACUCCAGAUUUGGGGUUUAUUUUGAGUGAGUUGCUUCCGAUAGUUUGUGUAGGUCCCUGCACUAAAUUUUUGAACCAUUUUCUCAAACUUCUUAGUAGACAAGGAGAACAAAAAUGGAAGCCAAAGCUCUUUCAGUUAUUUUUUAAAUGAAAGUGGAGAAAUAACCAUACUGUUUCUUCCUGAAAUCACUACUUUGUUUUGCUUUUUUUCUCAACAUUUGUCAAGUGCACAUUGUUACUUGUAAAAAAUUAUCCAUUACAGUUCUCACGCUUGCCCUUUUCACCUUAACUGAAUAUUGAAUUAAGUGCAUUAACUAACUUACUUUGACAUGCUAUGCGUCUACUCAGCUUCGAAGCAAAAGUAAUAUAAAUGUGAUGGAAAAAAAGGAAAAACAGUGUGACGCAAACUUGCCAUUUCAACUUAAAGUCCUGAAAACUAACUUGCUUGUCUGUUCUUUAAUACAGGCUGAUUAAGCUGUGACCUCAUUUAAUCUCCUGAGGAAAAAUAAAAUGGUUACAUGCAAAGAUUCUAGAAUAGGCUCUUAAAAUAUACAUUUUGCUUUCCUUUUGGCUUGAGUCCAAUGCUAGAACUAGACAUCGGGAACUAGUUUUGAGUUUUAUAGCUGAAUCUUGCAUGGGUCCUCAAAAUUAAAUCAAGAAUUAGCCUCAGUUGUUGCUUCUAUUGAAGUUUUAGUGACCCAAGCUGGGUGUUUGUGUCUUGGCUACUUGUUUAAUAGCACUAGAAUUCCACAUGAAGCUCUCAAGUUUGAUAUCCAUUGAGGGCUUUUUUCCUCCCUUCCUUCUUUUUUGCUGUGUGUAACAGUGGGUUGAAGGAAUUGGCCUCUGUGUAGUUUUCAGUAGCUGUGAAAGUGUAUAUUACUUGCCUCCCCAAUUAGAUAUAGUUUAAAAUGGUAAACACAGCUGUGAUUUUUAGUUAAAUAAAAGGGUUAAUAUGGUAUAGAUCCCAAAAGCUUUAUAGCUUCAUUAAAAAGAUAAGCCACUACCCAACGGUGGUUAUAUGUUACUUCCAUCAUACUAACUAGAUUAACGGAUGUGCCAGUUUUAAACUUCAGCCUUACACUUGAGAAGGUAAACUGUGGUUCAGUAUUUAAACCGCCAAUGUUACGUAUCUGAUGUUCUGUGUGCCAAGUAAAGGUACUGUGUGUAAGGAGGA
This is a messenger RNA of Delphinapterus leucas (beluga whale), 6367 nucleotides long. RefSeq names its product tankyrase (gene TNKS). NCBI's taxonomy places the organism in Eukaryota, Metazoa, Chordata, Mammalia, Artiodactyla, Monodontidae. Gene Ontology annotation, molecular function: protein binding; NAD+ poly-ADP-ribosyltransferase activity. The record is from RefSeq and is a predicted model, not a curated record.